Cicer arietinum (chickpea) is the source of this 1756-nucleotide messenger RNA. RefSeq names its product homeobox-leucine zipper protein HDG8-like. The record is from RefSeq and is a predicted model, not a curated record. Lineage: Eukaryota; Viridiplantae; Streptophyta; Magnoliopsida; Fabales; Fabaceae. Gene Ontology annotation, molecular function: lipid binding.
UUUUCAGCAUAGGAAACUAUCGAACUUCAAUGGCAAAAAGCAAAGGAAAAAUCCAGUGGAGCCUCUAAUAUUUAAAGAUUUUCAAUACAUACUUCAAUCUUCACUUGGAGGUUUUGGACACAAAAACAAUGAAACAAAUGUUCCUGAUCAACAUAUUGCUGCUGUUACUCCACAUAUUCCUGCUAUAAUUGAUCACAAUAUUCCUGUUAUUGAUAAGCAUAUUGAUUUUAUCAUUCCUUCUAAUGUUUCAAUGUUUGAUCAAUAUGUUGCUGAUUCUGCACCUAUUCAUGUUCCUGCUCUUAGUGGUCCUGCAGAUUCUGGCCCAUAUCAAAAUAUUUCAGCAAUUAUUCUCAAUCAGAAUGAACCUGCCCUUUCGUAUUCUGUCUAUGAUCAAAAUUGUUCUGCUGUUACUGAUGCACUUGAUCAAAGUGUGACAGAUAUUACAUCUGCAAUUACUCCUGUUGCAGCUGAGAAUGAUCAUCUAAGUUUUUCUGUUACAACAGUUGCAACUGAAAAAAAUCUUGUUACUUCUGCUGCCGCUGAGCAAAAAAAUUGUGCCAUUAUUACUUCAGAACCUAGUGAGAAUGUUCCAGCUGAUUUCAUUUAUGGUGUUCCACAUUUCAUAGAUGAUGGAAAAUUGUGUGAUGUUACUCCUCCUGCACAUGAUGAAAAUGUUGUAGCUUAUGGUGAUACACCUUUUCUUGAUGAAAUUUUUUGUGCUACUAAUGGUGCAGCAGUUAAAGAUAUUGAUGAUAUUUCAGCUCUGUUGACAGCUAUUGAUCAAGAUAUUCCUGCUUUUGAGAUAAAUAUGUUUAAUCUUUCUAAUGUCCUUCAUGAUACUCCUGUUCCUACCAAUCAUGAGAACAUUAUUGUGAUUGAUGAAGAAACACCCGUUCCUGCUCAGGAUCCCCACAUGUCUACCAUUGAUGAGGAUUUUAUUGUUCCUAAACAAGAGACUGGUGAAGCUCCCCACCCAAUAACCAUAGGUUGGGAAAUGGAAAAACAGCUGAUCAUGGAGACUGCUAAUAAUGCUAUGGAAGAAUUAAUAAGGCUUCUUAAAUUGAAUGAGCCUUUCUGGUUUAGGUCUACAGAAGAUGAGAGAUUCGUUUUUCAACGUGAGACCUAUGACAAGAUUUACCAUAAGAGCAGUUAUUUAAAGGGGCCUCGUAAGCGUACAGAGGCAACCAAAGAUUCAGUUAUAGUAAGCAUGGGUGCUGCACAGUUGGUUGACAUGUUUCUAAAUUCGGAAAAAUGGAUGAAUCUUUUUCCAACAAUUGUUAAAGAUGCAGUAACAGUGGAAGUAUAUGAAGAAGGUUCGAUGGAAAACAGAAAUGGAGCUUUGCAGUUGAUGAAUGCAAAAAUGCAUAUUCUAUCCCCAUUGGUGCCAACACGAGUUGCCUCAUUCCUUCGAUAUUGUAAGCAAAUAGAAGAAGGCGUAUGGGUGAUAGCAGAUGUGUCAGUGUCAGUCGGUUCCAUACUAGAUGCCACCUGUCCUCCUAAUGUUUGGAAGUUUCCAUCUGGAUGCAUGAUUCAGGAACUUACCAAUCACUCCUGCAGGGUAUCUUGGGUGGAACACAUAGAAGUGGAUGAUAAGAGUAAAACUGACUUGCUAUUCAGAAAAACUAUUUGUAGCAAUAAUGGAUAUAGAGCUGAAAGAUGGCUUUUGACAUUGGAAAGAAUGUGCCAGAGAUUUUCAACUCAUUCAAUUCAAACUAUUCCUUCUCUAGGACUAGGAGAGAUUAAUACAAAUGAAGGA